This is a messenger RNA of Frieseomelitta varia, 821 nucleotides long. Its product is annotated as uridine diphosphate glucose pyrophosphatase NUDT14-like. The record is from RefSeq and is a predicted model, not a curated record. NCBI's taxonomy places the organism in Eukaryota, Metazoa, Arthropoda, Insecta, Hymenoptera, Apidae. The coding region runs from base 94 to 768 and encodes 224 amino acids. Gene Ontology annotation, molecular function: UDP-sugar diphosphatase activity. The transcript is spliced from 3 exons. Gene Ontology annotation, biological process: ribose phosphate metabolic process; nucleoside phosphate metabolic process.
UACGGCAUCUACAGGUAUCCGGCGUGCGCAUGUUCAUCGAAUUAUUACCGACGGGAGUUAAAUAGUUGCAUUAAAUCGAAUAUCCGUCAAAAAAUGGAUAUCAGAGAACAAGAAAAGCAAAAUGAAAAUAUCCGUCAGAGAAUGCUCGAUGUGCAACAAUUACAUAUAACGGAAUGUCCGUCAGAUUCACCGUGGAUCAGACCCGUUCGAAUACGUUACCAACAAGAUGGUGAACAGAAAGCUUGGGAUGUGGUAAGAGCACACGAUGGUGUGAGUAUAAUUAUUUUCAACAUCAGCCGGAAGAAACUUGUAUUUGUUCGGCAAUAUCGCCCGGCGUUUUAUUAUACGUUUCUGCCAGAGAAACUUGGUCCUGUGGAUCUUAAACAAUAUCCGCCGUCAUUGGGUUUAACCUUAGAACUUUGCGCCGGUAUUGUGGAUAAAGACAAAUCAUUUGUUGAGAUUGCAAAGGAUGAAGUAAGAGAAGAAUGUGGAUACGAAGCACCUAUCGAAGCCUUUAAAUAUGUCAUUACUUUCAGAUACGUUUCCACUUCGGUCUGCAAACAUACACUCUUUUAUGUGGAAGUUACUGAUGAAAUGCAUACACACUCUGGAGGAGGUGCUGCAUCUGAAGGGGAACUGAUCGAAGUGGUGGAAUUAAGCAUUCCAGAAGUAAAACAAUACAUCAGUUCUGAGGAAGUUGAAAGUCCACCUUGUUUACUAUAUGGUAUAACCUGGUUUUUAGCUAACAAACCUGAACAUUGUUCUUAAUUUAAAAUCUUUAUAUUAUUAAUCAGAUUUUAAAUAAAAAGAUUAUCCUUUAA